CUAAAUUACACUAAACAAUCAUAUAUUCGGCAUUGUGAAUGUGUAAAUUCAUUUCAAAAAUGCUUGGAAAAUUUAAACACUUCCGUAUCAAAUGAAUUUGCACUAAUUUACUCUAUAAAUACAACGAAAUGCUGAACUUAAAUCAUUAUUUAAUCGAUGUUUAAGAUAUGAUUUGGAUAAAAGUCAACCACAACAAUUACAAACAUUUGAUGUGCCCUUCAAUAGACAUGCAAUGUCUGCAUUCAAGAUGUUAAUAUUUUUAGUGCAUAUAUUGAAAAGUAGUGAAAGCGUUCCAGCGAACUUCGAUGACGCUGUGUUGGAAGAUGCAGAUAAACAGUUACGACAAACUAGCUCAGAACCUUCAAUGGGCUUGGAUGACGCCGCGUUGGAAGAUUCAUAUAAACAGUUACGUGCACUUGACCAAAAAACGCCGCAGCAUUUUUCAAAUGAAGUUCAACUUCAGGAGUUUAUAUUAACUACCGUAAAGAACGCGUUUUCCGUGAAUUGCACCAUAUAUAAAACUUUCGUCAACGAAAUGGAGAAACCGAUCGAUAACAGCAUGUCAGAGGAAAAAAAAGCGCAACUAAGAACAUGGAACACAUUAAAGGACAAACAGCCAUUUAAGAACAUAUGGAGUGUCGCAAAGAUGAUAAUAAAUGCAUCUUGCAACAACCAGCGGCUAUUAUUGAGUAUGAAACCAAAAACUGGAAAUGCAGCAUGCGCAAAAUAUAUCUUCAGCGGUGGUACAGUUAUCUUCAAUUAACCUUAGAUCAAUUUUCUAACCGAGA
This is a messenger RNA of Contarinia nasturtii (swede midge), 788 nucleotides long. RefSeq lists its product as uncharacterized. The coding region runs from base 233 to 763 and encodes 176 amino acids. The transcript is spliced from 4 exons. Lineage: Eukaryota; Metazoa; Arthropoda; Insecta; Diptera; Cecidomyiidae. The record is from RefSeq and is a predicted model, not a curated record.